AUGCUAGAAAAGUCAGACGAAUUCUUACCUGCAGACGACGUGGGCUAUGUGCAGGUCUCUUUCUUCAGUGAGGAGGAAAAAUUGAAAAAUAUUUCGACCGCUGUAUUCGAUGUCCCGUUGUCUGCAACUUAUGAGAACCUGAAUGCGCUUGUGAACAAAACGAUUUCAACACUCCAAGAUGACUGGAUUGAAAAACGUUUUGAAUUACUCAUUGGCGAAACAUUCGUGCGAUCGUCGCUGGCCGAGUUCAUCGAGGAGCACGACGUUGAUACGGAAAGGGUUUUAAAGAUUGAAUGUAUAUUAGGAAAAGAAGCUCCACAUGCUGUGCAGGAUAUCGCAGCCCCUGAUUGGGUCUCCUCUAUUGAGAUAUCGUCCGGACACAUUUUCUCUACAACAUAUAGUGGAGAAAUUGUGGUGAUAAAUAGAGAAGGCAAAAAGGUUCUCGAAAGCCAUAGGGACAAAGGGAGUGCGUAUAAAUGUGGAGUUCUACUUGGUAAUGAGAAAGAACCGAAGAAGCUGGAAGAUCAGCGAAUCGUAGUUGGUGGUGAGAACCAAGUAAUCACCUUGUUUGAAGUGGAAAGUGGGACCCUUGUCCCGAAGACUCUUUUUCGAGGACAUGAAAGGAGUGUCGAGUCUUUGGACGCGAACCCUGACUGCUCUCGUCUAGUUUCAGGCGCUUUCGACUCAACUAUCAAAGUCUGGAAUUUGGAAAGCGAUGAGGAUACUGUUUUCGAUAAAACAACCAAUAAAGAUAAACAUGCCAAGAAGCGAAAGGAGAACUUCAUUACAAAGGUACCUAUGGUGACACUCGCUGGUCAUAAGGAUGCAGUUGUAGCCUUAAAGUGGUGUAUGUGGAACAACAAUCAAGUAGUGUCCGCAUCGUGGGACCACAGCAUUACAGUGUGGGAUCUGCAACUAGCUGGAGAGGUCUCACGAAUUCGUGGCUCCAAAGCGUUCACUAGUAUCGACGUUAAUAAAAAGUCUGGUCUAGUCAUCAGCAGCAGCACAGAUGCAGUUCCGAGGCUUUACGACCCUCGGAGUCAUGAUGGAUCAGUCGUGAAACAGUCGUUCAUUGGUCAUACGGGUUGGGUAACCUGCGUCAGGUGGAGUCCUGAUGAUGAUUCAUGUUUUGUGAGCUCAUCUUUCGACAAAUCCUUGAAAAUAUGGGACGUGCGUUCUUCGAAGACGUCAUUGUUCGAUUUAUAUGGUCAUGAAGAUCGUGUUUUGUGUUGUACAUGGAGUGGCAGCCUUAUUGCAAGUGGAUCGGCUGAUAGUACAGUUAAGGUCUACGCGACUCCAUGA
Molecule: messenger RNA, 1302 nt
Organism: Necator americanus (New World hookworm)
Lineage: Eukaryota; Metazoa; Nematoda; Chromadorea; Rhabditida; Ancylostomatidae
Exons: 12
Coding region: 1-1302 (433 amino acids)
Molecular function (GO): protein binding
Source: RefSeq, a predicted model, not a curated record